AGAAGAUAAUGACUCGUUGUUUUCGUCAUGGUCACUGUUCGAAAUGUAACAAUCCGGUUGUACACUCCCGGUAACCGUAUACUUCCCCUGCUCUGAGUCCCCCCUCCCUGACGAUUUUGUCACUUUGGUAGAGGCCGCUUUGCCUUUUUUUUCACGCCGAGCGGAGCAAGAUGGCGGCUGUACUGCCGAGGACGAGGUGUAGUAGCCGCUCGGCAUGAACAUUUAUUUUUGAAAUAAAUGUAUUAAAACCAGACGGAAAUAUUUGAACGUCGGACUACAAGGGUCGUGCACUACUUCACUCCAUUACAAUAAUCGCCAUUUUUUAUAUUGUGUUAAGAAUUUUAUUUCUGACAACAUGAUCACAUUGUAGUAGCUAGCUCACUAAACUAGCAAGCAUAUAGCCAGCCUACCACCGUAGCAAACGCAGGAGAAAGUGUAGAAUGGGAGAAAAGCUAGAACUCAAGCUGAAGUCGCCGGUUGGAGCAGAAGCUGCUGGCUAUCCGUGGCCGUUACCAGUAUACGACAAACACCACGAUGCUGCUCAUGAAAUCAUUGAGACCAUUCGGUGGGUGUGUGAGGAGAUCCCAGACCUUAAGCUGGCCAUGGAGAACUAUGUCCUCAUCGACUACGACACCAAGAGCUUCGAGAGUAUGCAGAGACUUUGUGACAAAUACAAUAGAGCCAUUGACAGCAUCCACCAGCUGUGGAAAGGCACAACUCCGCCCCUGAAGUUGAACAAGCGGCCGUCCAAUGGGCUGCUCAGACACAUCCUGCAGCAGGUGUACAACCACUCGGUCACGGACCCCGAGAAGCUCAACAACUAUGAGCCAUUCUCCCCCGAGGUGUACGGCGAGACCUCCUUCGACCUGGUGGCCCAGAUCAUCAACGAGAUGGAGAUGAUGGAGGAGGACACCUUCGUAGACCUCGGCAGUGGGGUGGGACAAGUGGUGCUGCAGGUUGCCGCAGCAACGAACUGUAAACACUACUUUGGUGUGGAGAAGGCAGACAUUCCAGCUACUUAUGCUGAGUCUAUGGAUAAAGAAUUUAAGAGGUGGAUGAAGUGGUAUGGGAAGAAGCACGGGGACUACACGCUGGAGAGGGGGGAUUUCCUGUCUGAAGUAUGGAAGGACAGGAUAGCCAACACAAGCAGUGUUAUUUUUGUGAACAACUUUGCCUUUGGUCCAGAAGUGGAUCACCAGCUGAAGGAGCGCUUUGCUAACAUGAAGGAAGGUGCGAAAAUUGUAUCAUCAAAACCUUUUGCACCUCUAAAUUUUAGAAUCAACAGUCGAAACUUGAGUGACAUUGGCACAAUAAUGAGAGUCGUUGAGCUGUCUCCGUUGAGGGGUUCAGUGUCCUGGACAGGGAAGCCAGUUUCCUACUACCUUCAUACAAUAGACCGCACCAUACUUGAAAACUAUUUUCAUAGUCUCAAAAAUCCUAAACUCAGGGAGGAGCAAGAAGCAGCUAGGCGUCGACAAGAAAAGAAUAGUAAAGACAGUAAAAACACCACCCCAACCAAGGCAAAGGAGCACAAGGAUUCCUGCGGGGAGGAUGAGCAACCGAGGCUAUUGGCAGUCGUGAAGGCGUCACCCAAACCCCGCCGCGCCAAACUCCUCAGCAAAGGCCGCAAGCUGAGCGCUCGGAAGCGCGGGCGUCCCAAGAAGGCUGCCGUGACUGCAGCCGAACGCAAGAGCAAGAAGAGCCAGAGUGCCCUGGAGCUGCUGCACGCCAAGACCAUCUCUGCAGCACCCCCUCAGGAUGCAUACAGGUCACCUCAAAGUCCCCUCUACCAGCUACCUCCCAAAGUUCAGCACUAUGCGUCUGGGCAACUGCUGCUGGGCCCCACUCCUCCUGGCCUACAACAGCUUCUAGACAACAUUAAAGUCCAGUACCUCCAGUUCAUGACCUACAUGAAGACACCUCAGUACCACAAUCACCUGCAGCAAGUCCUGGAGCAGGAGAAGCUAAAACACAGAGAGCUCUCUGGGCAGGCGGAGCAGCUGCAGACUGUGUGUCAGACCCACAAAGAGAAGAUCAAAGGCCUCUUCCACACCAAACUGGAUGAGCUGGGAGUGAAGGCCCUAACUGUGGAGGACCUGCUGCAGGCCCAGAAGGAGAUCUCAGCCCACAACCAUCAGCUGAAGGAGCAGACCAAGCAGCUGGAGAGAGACAUGAUCGAGCUGAGGGACCACAGCCUGCUCCUGUUGAAGUCUCGGUGUGAAGAGCUGAAGCUGGACUGGAGCUCUCUGUGUCUUGAGAGCCUGCUGAAGGAGAAGCAGGCCCUACGCAGACAGAUCUCCGAAAAACAGCGGCACUGUCUCGAGCUACAGAUCAGCAUCGUGGAGCUGGAGAAGAGUCAGAGACAACAGGAGCUGCUCCAGCUCAAGUCCUACAGUCCCUGUGAGGAUUCCCCUUACCGUAAGGGCCUCCCUCGCCCUACCCUGGACCACGACACCCCCAAACUGAGCCUGGUCGUGGCCGGCCUCAGCCCCGAACUGUCCAUCAACAACACCACCUCGCCCUGCUUCGACAGGAGGGCCACCAAGGGAGAGCUCCUCUCCCGCUACCUGCCCAUCUCGCCUGACCACGAGAUUGUGCCCCCCACCCCGGACGCCCGGCACAGGCAGCUGGGUCACCCCCUCCCUGACUACACCCGCUUCUCCCCAGCCAAGAUCGCCCUGCGCAGACACCUGAACCAGGACUCUAGUACUGCACACUUCAGAGGCUUGGGCUUCACUGGUCUCAGGGGGGAUAUGGGCGCCAUCACCUCUCCACUAGGCGCUAAACUGAGCUGCCUGUCUCCCAACUCAUCAGACAGUCAGCAGAACAACAUACUCAGGAGUGCUGAGAGGGGGGGUAAGGAGAAGAGUCCAGCAGGGGGUCCGGGUGAAGCCAUCACCAGCCUGCCCAUCAGUAUCCCCCUCAGCACAGUGCACCCCAGCAAACUCCCCGUUAGCAUCCCCCUGGCCAGUGUGGUGCUGCCCAGCCGAGCAGAGAGACUGAGGAGCACACCGAGUCCUGUGUCCCAGACAGGCCAGACCAACGGGUACUCCUCUAGCUUAGGGCUGAUGAACGGAGGCUCUCACUCUGAGGAACAGGACGGGGCUGCCCCCUCCCCUCCCCCUCAUGGUGCCCCUCCAAUGGGACCAACACAAGGCCACAGCCCCCCCCUCAGCACCGGAGGGGUCCUCCAGUAUGCCGACGGCACCCCCAGAAUCCUCCCUGAGGACAGAGCCGAGCGCCAGGGCGAGUCUGACUCUGAGCCCCAGGACAGCGAGUCCAGACGCCGCAUGUUCUUCUCUUCUUCCUCUUCAUCGUCUUCCUCCUCCUCUGGGGGCGCCGCUUCUCGCCUCCGCCUCGGCUCGGCCAGACAGAGCCAGCAUCACCUAGGUAGCCACAGUAACCACAACAACCACCACCACUCGCCGGGCUCCCAACACACAAACUCUCACGGCCAUGGGUCUCAGGAGGAACGCAAGCGUGGGAGGAGGAAGCGAAGCUCAACGGGGGCUCAACCUGCCAGUGGCUCCCCAAAGAGGAAGUCCUUUCCUGGGCUCAGCUCCACCAAUCACCCUUCAGGAUCCCCACUCAACAUCAACUCCAUGGUGAACAACAUUAACCAGCCUCUGGAGAUCGCUGCCAUCUCUUCCCCGGAGCAGUCUGGAUGUAGCCCCUGUGGUCCAGACAUGGACCAGCCCCCUGUAUUGAAGCGAGAACGCCCUCUGGAGAUGAAUGGCUCAGGAUGCUACUCCUCCGCACCCAGCUCUGAUGACGACUCUGGCUACCCCGCGGACAGCUCCAGCUCAAGAAUUGAAAGGAAGAUUGCCACUAUUUCCUUGGAGAGCAGAGAUGGACCAGGCAGACCAGGGGACAGGGAGCGCGCAAGGAAGUCAGGAGGCAGCAGCAGUAACAGCACAGGAAGUGAGGUCUCCUCUUCAUCUUCCUCCUCAUCCAACAGCAAGUGGAAAUCCACCUUCUCCCCCAUCUCCGACCUCAAGCAGCCCCUGUCCGAGGUGAGGCAGGGGGGCUCCCCCUUUGGCACAGGGAGAGAGCCGCGGGGCCUGGGUACGGACUCAGACUCUGAUCACAAACCGCAGCAGCAGAGGAGGGGGUGCGAGGGGGCCGGGGGCGAGCCCUCAGGGUUUCAGGACAUCCCCCUUAACCCCUUCCUUAGCCAGGAGUCUGGGGGCCGGCCGGGGGCAGGGGCCCAGGGAGGAAGCAGCUCUGAGAGGCAGGCCAUGCCCAAACAGAAGCCCCGGGGUGAGUGGGAGCUGAAGACAUCCAGCAGCAUGGGCAACAGCCAGAAUCUCUUCAUCUCUGCAGCCGUCAGCGGGGGUAUCCUGAGCGGCAAGGUAGGGGGCAGCCCUGCAUCUUCAGCCUCAGGGGCCUCUGUGGGACAUUACCUGGGGGCCCAGUUCCCCCUUGGGGGCGCCUCUGUCCUCCAGUCCCUGUUCGGAACCCAGACGUCCGGAACCUCUGUGAGCGGGGCCCCGCGCCUGGUCAAUGGACACUCUUCCCUGGGGAGCUUCUCCAGCGCUGGGCUGGCAGGCAUGUUUCACCACGUGGUGCCCUCAGUGUCCUCCCAUCAGUUUGGGGCUGCGCUGCCAGCCUCAGGAGGCCUCAGCUCUCUGCUCAGUCUCUCCUCCUCCCAGCAGCACCAACAUCCUGCCCCCCAGUCAGGCUCCUCCUUCCUGGCCUCUGUAUCCUCCUCCCUCCCCCUCUCCCAUUUCCAGCACAGCCGCACCCAAACAGUGCUGCACACCCCUCCACCCCCCACGCUCUCCCUGCCCCCUCCACCACCAUAUCUCAAUGUCUCCUCCUCCUCAGUCUCGUCCUCUGACCCCAGUCCCUCGUCUCGCUCUGAGGCCUUCCCCUCUUCUCUCCAGCAACAGAGAGUACAGUCCUCCUCUCUCUCGGUCUCCUCCUCCUCUGCUUCUGUCUCCCCCUCUUCUUCACCUUCCUCUCGUAGCUUAACAGUGCACUACCCCCCUCAUCUGCCCCCUCCAACCCAGGCCAGUAGCUCAGGAGGUGGGGUCAGCAUGUGGAGGACUCUGGGCUUGCCUGCUUCCUACACAUCGUCCUCUCAGCACCCUGGCUCCCGGCCUAGAUAGGGCAUAGGGUGAGGGGUGGGUGGGGGAUGUGGUAGGGGGGGUGUGAGUCAAUCAGAGGGAUAAGAGGAAGAGACUGGUAGGGAGAGACACACAGACAACCUGGUUUUCCUGUGCUUCCAAAGCUGCUAUUCAGUUCUAACAAGGUAACUGAAGAAUAUCUACCUCAACCCAACGUAACCUAUGCAAAUGGACAGGUGUGGACCAAUGGAAAAUACUAUCUCACUCGUGCUCCUAAGCCUGCUAAACCGCCACUGUACUGGGACUCACACACACACACACACAGCUGAGCACACAUACACACACUGCUUCGGCAACUCACGCUGACACAUACUCGCAGCAUGGCGUCCUGAGCAGAGUUGAGCGGUCACAGGGGUGUUUGUGUUGUGGGUUGAGGCUGAUAGUAAUCACUGGGUUGUGUUCAUCCCAUCCUUAAUGAAUUGGUAUGCUGCCUACUCUUAACAUCAUAGUGACACAUGAAACGCACUGUUUCCAUGGCAGUAACUUGUAAAGGUACAUCACUGUCACCAUGUAACGUGGUGCUAAUAAGACUUACUAAAUAUACAUGGUUAUUUGUUAAAGACUCAAUUCACACAUUUGACUACAGAAGAAGUCAGUCAGCAGUGUAGUUUUACAUAUCACUGGUGCCGUUAUAUUAGUAAAGGCAGACAGUGUGUACAGUGUGGGUUUGUCAUCCUAGUAGACAGCACUCUCUAUGUUAGACCUCACCCUCCACGCACACCAUCACACACACGCUAGACCAGUCUAACCCAGCUCUGAUCAGGACUAGGGACCAUGCAGCUGUGCCUCACUGCAUCUCUAGCACCCUGCUAUCUAACCUUGAACCCUGAUCAUUUGUUCAGUGAAUGAAAUAUAAUUUGAACACAUUUAGCUUUUGGCUAAGUAUAAAACAGGGGGAAGCUGUUUGUUCAAAUGCACUGGGUAACAUAUCUGUGUACCCUGUGACAAAGUCCCUGAAGCGGGGACAGCACUAUAGUCAGCCGUCAGCCCAGAGUAAAAGGUUCUUAGUUAUAUUGGUGUAGUUAUGGUCCGUGUCAAGUCAAAGGAUCAUUUAUGUGAAUAACAUUCGUGUCUGGACAUGAAAUGGUCGGCCCAGAGGUUCUCAUUCACUUAAGUGCUGCCGGCUGAGCUGUGCAUCAACACAUGCAUGAUGUGAACAGCAGAAGGACUGGAGGAUAGAAAGCGGAAACAGGAUUCAGUUACUGAGACAGUCCGUUUAUAAUCACUACUUAUAGAGCCAGCUGGAGUGCUAUGGGCGUAGGGACCCGCAACGCAAUGUGCAUUCUUCACAAGUUGGAAUCUCAACUACUCUUAAUCUUAGCUUCUUUGUUAUGUUUUUAUAUCCCUGCCGAAACACUGAUAUGAUGAAAAUGCAGGUGUAAUUUUGGGACUCAAAUGUUUGUGUUGUAUUCAGGCAAGUCUCUGGAGUCAUAUCUCACUGAGUUCACAGGGUAGAAAUGCUGUCUGUACGUGUCACCUUUUGUCCACUAACACUGUAGUGGCGCUUUCUGCAGCCACUUCAACCUGCACACACUGAUAUACAAACACCGCUCACACACUGGGAAAUGCAUGACUAACAAAACUACUGGGACAUUUUCACAGCUUUUGAUUGGAUUUUCUAUUUCAUUUUUGUAAACAGUAUUGUACUGUGAAUAAGAGACAUUCUCUGACUGUAUAAUUGUGUAUAAUUUAGAUGAUUAUAUUUAUGCUGUCAAGUUUCUCCAUUUUGUAAAGUUGUGUUUUUGUUUUCCUGAAACAUGUGUAACAGUGUAGAAUGCAUUAGGUUUAAGUGUGUACUUGACUCACAGUCUGAAAACAUUGGUGCUACAAUCUGUAUAACUCUGGACUGUGCCUAAUAUUAUUUAUACAAUAUUAAGAACAUCAAUAACUGUCAAUACUUGGUGCUUGUCCACAGGGACAUUUUAAAUGCUAUUUUCUGGCAUUCUUUCUCGUAUUUAAAAUGCAAUUAUCCAAUUGAAUUGUUUUAAGCCUAGCGUACAACUGUAGACACUGCACGAUUUGAUAAAGCUAUCUUCAACCUACGGCUGACUCAGAGUUAUGAAAACAGGUAACGCUCUCAUUAGAUGUGAUUUUUCACAGUAUUUUUUGGCAUACUGCGAAACACCCUUUUGCUUUCAGAAACUUGCAAAUUGUUCAGGACUAUUUGUAAAUGCAUGUGACGCUGUGUUUUGUACAGAUACGUUUGUGUUAAGAAUGGUGUGUAGGUGAAUAAGAAAUGCCUAGAUUGGUUUUGGGGUAUUAUAUUUGUAUGUUGUUGUUUUUUCAUUUGGUGCUGAUGUGUGACCCACAUCUACAAGCCUGUCAAACAGGUUGGGCUUGGACCCAAGGGAAACAGCAGUGCGGAGUUAUUUAAAUCAGGGCCUUAAUAGAGUGAGUGAAACACCAUGACUGUUCAGUGUCAACGAGGGCAUGCCAGUCACAUGGCACCGUCUCCUCUGAUAUACACAGGGAAACUCUAUGCUUGUACUAUUAUGUGGUUAACACAUACAGAGGGAGAGAUUUGUGCUGCAACUAGACUGUCUUGAUUUGUUCUGGAUUGAUUUACUUCAUGCUUUUUAAAGAGAAACUUCUACUCUGUGAAACAACAUGCCUUUCAGUCAUUGUAAAUAUAUAUAUUUUAAACUAGAAAAGGUGCUGUUUCAACCAUACAAACUGAUUUCAGAUAAGGUUCUGGGUGCAUUCAAAAGCCAAAACUCAUCUUUCAAUUCUGCCUGUCCUGGGGUAUGUCUUAAAGCCACCUCCUUCCCAUAGUAUGAGCAUAAUACAUCUGUUGUAAUUACAAGUUAAUUGUUCCAAUAUAACUGUUAGUAGAAUAACUAGUAUGCGUUACGUGGGUUUGCAACAACCAGGCUCCAUUUUGAUCUGAUUGUCAUUUGCCAGUCCUUACUAAUUGAGGAUGUGAAGCAGGAUAUUAAUUUAUCUUCAUUGUUUUGUUUGUUUCAUCUGUAUCUUUGAGGAGAAAUAAGACAUCACAGCUUUAUAGUCACAAUGUUGUCCAGUAGACAACAGUGCUUUGCAAUCAGGAAUGAGGACAAUGAUUUGCUCAUGUCGGUCAUGACCAGAGAAGCUAGUCCCCUGUUAUCAGCACUGACAGGUCUUUUGUAAUUACUGUUAUUGUUGAUGUUUUCAUGAUUUUUUUUGUUUGAUAUAAUUGCAGUUGGUAUCAAUUAUGCUUUUAUUAUGACAUAAGAUUCAGAUCAAAUUGGAAUACUCUUAGACAGACAGUACGGUGCUCUCCUACACUUAAAACAAGGAAAAUGCAGCUACUGAUUAAUACACUUCCUCUCCUGUUGUGCUAGAGGAGGGAAAAGGUUUAAUAAAAUUCAACACAAGCUCGCUUGUUGACUUAUUAUUAAUGUCCCGUCUGAAAAUAUACUUCCUAGUUGGCUGGAGUGGCAAUGUGUGUGGGAGAGAGAAUAAUAUUGUGUAGUGAAUAUUGUUACUUCGACGUACCCCAUUUUAAAUAUGUCCCCUAAAGAAGUACACAUGAUCUCUGGCAAAUUUGGAUACAUAUUUAAUACCGUAGUGCAGUAUUCUGCUCUAUAAAACUUUACAAUUAAGACUGUUUCACAUAACAAGACUCUGAAUCCUGCCAAAGGUCUCACUCAGGAACAUAGCAGAUAUCUUGAAACGAUAUAACACUACUGUAUACGUCACACUUAUCUAUAAACUGUGACUUCAUUAUCUCUUUCCCUAACUCGGGACCAGGGACCUCUCUUAUAUUUUGAUGUAACUUGAAAAAUCAUAUUGGUGCUUGGAGUUGACAAACUUCCUCGAAGAUGUGUUUGUCUCCUCAAUUUCUCACUGUCACACACAUCCAGCCACUCCAGCAAAAGAUUGCAGCUUUGUGUUCGACUGGUCUGACAAUGUCGUGGAAAAUCCUCUUCUUACGCUCUCACAAAUGCCUCGUCUCACUCCUUCUCUCUGAAAAGGAAUUCAUGUCCUUUUUUUUUUUUGUAAGUGUUGUGAUCCCUACAUAGGGAGAACGCUGUGUAGUUGGACUGAAUUUGAACUCUAUGUGGAUCAGUAGAACUAAGGGCAGGUAUGAGGUGCAAUAACAGCAAACGCGUUUCAAAACGCCUUGGGCUGUCAUGGGAACUCUUGUCUGGUGUUGGUGCUAUUAUCUUAGAUGUGUAAUGACAAAUUGAAAUUUGCUUUUGUUUAUUUGCCUUUUUAUGAUAAUUAUUAAUAAAAUGGUUUCUUAAAGUA
This is a messenger RNA of Oncorhynchus kisutch (coho salmon), 9359 nucleotides long. RefSeq names its product histone-lysine N-methyltransferase, H3 lysine-79 specific. Gene Ontology annotation, cellular component: nucleus. The record is from RefSeq and is a predicted model, not a curated record. The transcript has 29 exons. Gene Ontology annotation, molecular function: histone H3K79 methyltransferase activity. Gene Ontology annotation, biological process: DNA repair; DNA damage checkpoint signaling; regulation of transcription regulatory region DNA binding. Lineage: Eukaryota; Metazoa; Chordata; Actinopteri; Salmoniformes; Salmonidae. Bases 441 to 5111 code for a protein of 1556 amino acids.